Rhincodon typus (whale shark) is the source of this 1115-nucleotide messenger RNA. Its product is annotated as dedicator of cytokinesis protein 5-like. Bases 1 to 993 code for a protein of 330 amino acids. The transcript has 6 exons. The record is from RefSeq and is a predicted model, not a curated record. Lineage: Eukaryota; Metazoa; Chordata; Chondrichthyes; Orectolobiformes; Rhincodontidae.
AUGACGGUGCCCAAAGUGAGGACUCCUGGCGGCAUUAGGCCCGGAGCCGGACUCCUGGCGGCAUUAGGCCUGGAGCCUGGACUCCUGGUGGUGGUAGGCCUGAAGCCUGGACUCAUGGCAGCAAUAGGCCCGAAGCCUGGACUCUUAGCAGUGUUGGACAGCAGAAGGGCCAGGACCUCCUGGGGCAUCGACGCCGGCAUUGUUGUUCCUGGAGCGGAGAUCCUUGAGGCUCAGGAGCACCUUUGGGUCCUUGCAGAAGCCCUGAAGCCAUGCUCGAGACCCCAAUUUGAAGAGAAGAUUUAUGCUCCCUCUCUCAUCGACAGGAAGCGAAGCCGAUCGGGAUCCGUGGUGCUGCCCUACAUCAUGUCAUCCACACUGUGGCGCCACUCCACCAUCUCGGUGUCUUCGUCGGCAGCAUCGGCCUCCUCCGCUUCCUCCGAAAGCCCGUCCUCGCGCCCCACAUCUGACGGUUCCGUUUUGGACCCACUGCUCGAACACAAGAUGGAUGGGAGCCCAGGCAAAGACGAACAGAACCACAGAGCGAAUAAGUCCAGGAGGAAAGAACAGAACCUCAGUAAAUCGCAGGUCAUCUUUGAGAAAGAAACAAGGCGCGACCUCUCACCCAACAUGGCCGAAACGGUGGCGAGACAUAGGCAACUGCGUCCAAAAAGUCUUCCGUUUGGCGAUCGGUGCCAGUCUUCGAUGCAAAUCUACGCCCCGCAGCCGGUGCCAACGCAGAUCACAGCAGCAGACACCAUGCGGACUCUGAGUUACCCCGCGCUGCAGAGAGACCAGGAGAACUCACUGGGUUCUUGUGACAGUCCCCCGCGGCCCCCUCCAAAGAACAAACAUUACGAAAAUGGGAGCCAGAGGGAUACGACCGAGGGUGCCCCGCACGUGCCAGAGAAGUGGGUUCCGCAGCCGCCGACCCCCCCUCCAAAGCUGAGGAGGUCACAGCCGCUCUUUCAGCUACCCAGCCCCGGAGGGGAGUGACCGAGGGCAAAGGGGCAUGGUGCCACCAAAACACUCUCCCUCUGUCUGUGUGUGAGUGUGUGCGUGUAUGCGUGUGUAUAUGUGUAUGUGUGUGUGUGUAUAUGUGUGUGUGAGAGAGAGCG